This is a messenger RNA of Seriola dumerili (greater amberjack), 1286 nucleotides long. It is a transcript of the gene mrpl28, whose product is annotated as mitochondrial ribosomal protein L28. Bases 147 to 902 code for a protein of 251 amino acids. The transcript is spliced from 6 exons. NCBI's taxonomy places the organism in Eukaryota, Metazoa, Chordata, Actinopteri, Carangiformes, Carangidae. The record is from RefSeq and is a predicted model, not a curated record. Gene Ontology annotation, molecular function: structural constituent of ribosome. Gene Ontology annotation, cellular component: mitochondrial large ribosomal subunit.
AUCAAUGUAGGCAGAAGUCGUGUGUACCGGAGAUUCAUGUCCUUGCUUGUUUGAUUUUUCCAUAACGUGGGUUAAAAACUCACUUGGUAUUCGGUGUAGGUCACUGUUUUCUUAUCAGUCGAUUUGACUUUAAAACACAGUCCAUCAUGCCUCUUCUUAAACAGUCCCCCAAAUUCUGGGAAGCCCUGAAACUGAAGCAAGGCAUCUAUGCUCGUCUCCCUAAACACUACCUCACAUCCCUCGAGAAGAAAGAGCCCACCCCUGUCCACUGGAGACCCCUGGGAGUCCAGUACCGAGCCAACCCAAAGACUGGGCACAAGGAACGGGUUCAGGAUGUCCCUAUUCCCAUCUAUUACCCUCCACAUUCCCAGGACGGCCUGUGGGGUGGAGAGGGCUGGAUAACUGGCUACAGAUACGCCAACAAUGACAAACUGUCCAAUCGCAUGAGGAAGACCUGGAAACCACAGGUGUUAAAACGAGAGCUGUACAGCGAAAUCCUUGAUCAUAAGUUCACCAUCCCUGUCACAGCCCGCACUCUGGACCUCAUUGAUGCUCUCUAUGGCUUCGACUUUUACAUUCUCAAAACAUCAAAGGAAGACCUGAACUCCAAGCUAGGGAUGGACCUCAAGAGGGCCAUGCUGCUUCGAUUGGCACGCAAAGACACAGAGCUUUACCCCAAUGACCCUGUCAAGAGAGAGAAGGUGUACAACAAAUACAAGCAGUUUGAGAUCCCAGAGGAGGAAGCAGAGUGGGUGGGUCUGAGUCUGGAGGAGGCUGUGGAGAAACAGAGGCAGCUGGAGCACAAGGAGCCUGAACCCCUGUUUAAAGCCUGUGUUGACAAGCUGGCGGAGGAGCUGCGCCUCCAAAAACUCUCAGAGCCACACAUCACAGAGAAGGAGUGACAACCACAAACCAUCUGAGCGGGACAGAUGCAGCUUUUCAGACUGAAAAAUUAAGUAGGUUGAACUAUCAAGCUUCUCCAGGUGGUGGUGGGAUUUUGAUUCACCAAUUUUCUGCUCCUGAAACAUUUUCAGCAAUGAGUGCAAACCUUGGAGAACUUCCUGAAGUUUCAACUUACCUUUCCAUCUGGGAGUGACACAAAGGACAAGGUUGUGUUGGACUAAUGCGUAUUUAUUUCAGUUCUCUUUUUCCUGUUUGCAUUUCAGACCCAUGCAAGAGACAUUUAGGAAUUAAGGCAAAAGCCUCCAUUAGUGUAAACACAGCUGAGAUAUAAGGCCCUUGUAUGGGAUAUCUAAAAAUAAAAUAAAAAACCCUGUUUUCUUAAA